Menidia menidia (Atlantic silverside) is the source of this 2019-nucleotide messenger RNA. NCBI's taxonomy places the organism in Eukaryota, Metazoa, Chordata, Actinopteri, Atheriniformes, Atherinopsidae. The record is from the annotation of a GenBank genome assembly.
UUCCAUCUCUUGUCCAGUUGAGGGCGUCCACGCGCCAUUUUUUAAAUUAGAUUUUUUUUUUUGUUUUACACAAGACUGUACGAGUGGAUUGUCGAGCACGUUUGACUGGAUGCCGGACCCCAAAAAGACGAAACAAUCGAUCGUUAUUGUAAAAAAAAAACCCUGUUCCUACUCGAACAUCUUUCAAUUAAUAAUAGUGUCCUCGAGCGCCCAAGUGAGCAGCUUUUUGGUCUGGUGGUGGUCCGCGAGCCCAUAACGGCUCGAGCCAGAAUGUGAGCAACGUAUUUGGUUGACACCGAUUGUGAUGCAGAUGGCUAUGAUUUAUUCUAUAAUUCGUCAGGAAAAGUAACAUACUAUUGGUCGUUUGAGUAUUGCCUCAACUGGAAGGGAGCGAUGCCAAACCGGCGCAUCGGCAGGCAGUCAAAAGCCUCCAAAAAGAACAAUGAAAAAGGCCCCGUGCUGAAUGAGGAAGGGGCCCAGCGUAGGAUGAGAAGUCAGAGGGUGAGAGCCUGGUUGAAGCAAAGCGAGGCACCCAAGUUCCCAGUAGACCCGGACGAGCAGAGUCACUGUGAUAUCCUCGACAUCAUCGACAUCUCGUGCGGUGAGGAGCUGGCUGCGGACGCAGAAGCCGGAGGGGUCGUCGAGGUGGCCGAUAAUGGGCUGGACGAUUCGAAUGAGUGCGGCGGCUCUGAAUGCAGCAUAGCCUCUGGUCCCUCCUUUAUGCAUCACACCACCUCCAGGCCGCCGAAGCCCCCCCGGGCGCUGUGCUCCGCCUGCCUCGGCCUCUAUGAGAGGACCAAGAGAGCAAAGGCACCCGUCAGAAACAAAGUCAUGGACAACGAUCCCCAGUCCCUGACAUGUGACCGGUGGGUGCUGGUCAAAAAGCGGAUGCCCAGAAGCCUGCCCAACACCAGACGAGGACUUUUAAGCCUUUUGCAACUGGACACAGAGGGAAAGCAGCGUGUGGAGGUGUCCUUCGUUUGCUCCAGGCCUCAUGUUUUCCUCAUAAGAAACCUCAGGUGCUGCACCCGAGUACCGGCGGGAAAACAAAGGAAGAAGAACCGGAGAAAGAGAUCCCGAGAGGACUCCCAGGAUCUCCGCGUUGCUAAGCAGCAGCGUCUCCAGAGACGGAGACGCAGCCGCCACCAGAAAAUCGCAGGAAAUCCCACGGGGCCCAGCCCAAACAGCUGUUCUAGCAGCUGGAACUGUAGCGGUCAGGAAAUCGACAGUGGGGCUGCUGGAGACCCGACUGCUGAGGCCAUCCCCGCGUCGGUAACCCAGGAAACCGGCAAGGCGAAAGAUGCCCGAGACAAACGGGAAUCCUCAAAGAAGACGCGUGGAUUCAGAGACCUGCUGGCUCAGUUGCGAGGCAACAGCAGCAUGAUUGUCAGAGAGACGCGCUAGGCAGGCGACUCAGAGCUCACAGCUCCUGCUGAGGACCUUUGAUGACUUGUGUUUACUGUUUCCAUGUUCUUCUGCUGUUUGUUUUGCAGCUGGCUGUUGCUGUUUCAUUCCCACUUUAUGGAAAAGGAAGCGCUCCAGUUCCACGCUCUUCCCUGUUUGGUUUUUGUCUCAUUUAAAAUGGGGGUUCAUUUACAAAAUCGCACAGAACUUGAGAACUGUGAACAUCUGUUGCUUUUUUAAAGACCAAUUACAAUAAUCUGUAAUCCAUUUCCCUAAACCGGAUCCAUUCAGCAGCACUGAAGUUCAUCUCUGGUUCCACAGGACAAGAUGGCAGUUGGUUACAGGACCUCACUGGUCCAAAUUAGUUGGAAGAAACUUUUUUUAAAUUAACUUUGGAACAUCAUAACUGUCUGACAUAAAUAUAGAAACAUAUACGCCAUGAUUUGAUGUAAAAAUGUUGUGAAAAGCAAGAAAAUAAGCCUUUUCUUUUUCUUUUGUCGUUCCACAUUCCAAAGGACAUUUGAUUGUUGUUACUCAGCAGCACAAACUGGAAUGUUUAUGAAUAAAUGCCACAGUAAUGAUUUAUGAUGAGGACACGUUUCACCUUUGUGUCUU